AUGGAUUUUCAAAUGGAAAAUUUAGAACUAUUAUGUUUGGUUUGUCAAAAACCAUCAAAUGGUAUGCAUUUUGGAGCUGUUACUUGUCGAGCAUGUGCUGCAUUUUUCAGGUAAUGUAAAUUUUCAGACAACUUCAAUAAUUCUAAUUUUCAGACGAACUAUUGUAUUCAAUACCCAAUAUGAAUGUUUGAAAGGGAAUAAUAAUUGUAUUGUUGAUAAUAGAAAAAAAUAUGUAUGUAAAUCAUGUAGAUUUUCAAAAUGUCUAAAAGUUGGAAUGACAUCUGAAAGUAAGGUUUUUUUCUAAAAUUUCAAGUAUAUAAUUGAAUAUUUGUUUUCACAGAAGUUAAACUAAAUUAUGAUCCAAUUUUAUCAAUGAGAGAAUUAUUUGAUGAUUAUUCAGAAGAUUCAACUACGAGUUCAUCACCAAGUUAUUCAAAUUCCGAAAAAGAAGAUGAUGAUUUUGUAUUCAAUUUUGCACCAAAAUCUUCAAACAAAACGAUUGCAAUUAUCGAUUUUUCAGAUGUAACAAAACAAAUCGAAUAUAUAUUUGAUUCUAAUGAAGAAAAAAAUCAUGCUCUAGAUUUUCAAAGAAAUCCAAUAAUAAUUGAAAUUAAUCAAAUGGAAAUAUUUGACAUGAUAAAUCUAAUGAAAAAUGAAAUCAUUCCAAAAUGGACUCGUUGGAUUAAUUCUCAUUCUUUAUUAAAAUCAAUCAAUAAACAACAAAAAUUACAAAUAAUUCGAAAUUCAUGGAAUAUUUUACAUACUUUUGAAAGAUUAUACAUUACAUCCAAGUAUGACGGAUUUUCAAAAUCAAAUGGAAUUUUGGUUUCUGAUGGUUUAUUAUGGAUUUGUGGCAGAAGUUAUUACAAUAUAUCAAGUAUUUCCGAAAUGACCAAUAAAUAUUUUUCAAAGUAAGUUCUGAUUUAUUUCAAAAUCUUAAACUAAAAAGUAUUCAAUUGUAGAUUAUUCGAUCCGUAUCUUCAAAGAUUUCAUGAUGAAAUUGGUAAAAAGUUAUAUGAACUCAAAUUAGCUGAUGAAGAGUUAAAAUUUUGUUUAAUUCAAUUGUUAGGAUAUGACACAACUGAUUUAACAGAUAAAACUAUUGAAAUUAUUGAAGAAUUAAAAGAUCAAGUUGCUAAUGAGAUGCAUUAUUUUUAUUCAAAUGAUUUUAAUUUAACUAAUUAUUCAUGUCGAUUGAUUAGAUUAUUGAAUAUUGUGAAAAAUAUGAAGGUAACACUCAGAAUUCAUAUUGUCAAACUGAAAAUGAAAAAAAUUACAAUUUCAGAAAAUUACAAACGAGAAAAAUAAAAUCAAAGAGUUAUUCUACAUUUUCGAUAUUUUUCAUGCCGACAUUUCAGAUUAUUAUUUUUUUGAUAUUUUUUAAUUAUUUUAUUGAACAUAACAUUUUUUAAUUUGUUUAUAUUUCGUUUCGAAGUUGCCUUGAAUGAACCUUUUUUUUGAUUUUUUCUAAAUGAAAAACAGAAAAACCAACUUGAGAAAAUGAAAAAAUGAUUUGAUGCCUGUUUGAAGUUUGAAAACAAUAUUUUAUCGGAAAAAUGUUCGCACUUGCUUCGCAGCGAUGGAAAUAAGGAACUAUUUGAAGGUGUUUUUUAAGUUUUAGAAAAACCUUGCAGUAUCAAAUUAACCAAUGUCAUAAAAACCCGUGCCUCUGGAAAUAGAACAAGAAAAAGCGGUUAGUAUUAUGUGCUAGUGUGGUUUUAGAGCAUUAUGAGAUGCUAGAUCCCAGGCUUGACGGUCUCUUUUUGUUUACGUUAUUCAUGAAUUCAAUGUGGUAUUUCAGCAAAAAAAAUCGGACGAAAAUUGAUAUGAAAGGAGCAGAGAAAAUUCGAAAAAAAGAAACACAAAGGUAACCUGAUUUUCAGCAAAAAAAACGCACACUGGUCGAGAUGAAAAUAUUACAAGAGGUGAUGUGAGACGAAUCGGAGGAUUAAAGGUUACAUAACCAUUUUUCAUACAAAAAAAAGAAGUUCGCCAGGCCCAGCGAACCUUCGCCCGCGCAGAUAAGGUUCGCCAAGCGAAAGUGGAGGUUCGCCGGGCGAAUGUAAGAGUUCACCGGCGAGGGCCGGGCGAACUUUAUUAGACACGGGUACAGGUUCAGUUGAUCGGAGCCGAUUUUGAAGGUUUUUUUUAAUUGGACCAGGAUGAAAAUGUUUUUAAAAGAAUUGAAUACCCCAGAAAUAACGUUUUAUUCCUAUUGAUAAUUUGUCACCCUGGUUCUAUUGAAACACUGCUGAUAAGUUUUAUGAAAAACAGGAAAUCAAGUUUCUCUGGGUGUUUCUUUGAUCUGAUCUGUAUACAGUCAUCAAUAUUAUCAUCUGUGAUUUUCAAUUUUUUUUAUUUUCUUCUCAUAAGACAGACAAAAAGCGAAAACAAUUUUCAGUUCGGAACAAUUAUUUUCUACAGAUAUACAUCGCAAAUCGUAAAUCUUUGAAAUGCAUCUAGAAAACACAUCAUGAUAACAAUUGUUUCAUACAAGCUAUGAUCAGGGAUUUUUGGAGCACCGUAUGAAAUGAUGAUUUCGGAAGGUUGGUUAGAACCCUGAAUUUCCGCACACACCCAGUUUCAACUCAAAAAUUGAAAUAUCCCCAGAUAUCAAAAAACAUCUUUUUUGAACCUUCUGAAAAUUUUAAUUUCAUACUUUCAUGAUAAAAUUUUGAUAAAGGAGUUGUCCUUCUACGUGAGAAAGGAAGUCCGCAAUUGUGUUUCACUAUUUUCAUCUAACUAUAAACUAGCAUAAACUUGAUCUGAGACACCCAAAAAUAAAUGUUUGAGUGUAAACUCCUAUUCAGCUAAUCUUCCUUCGGAGAAUGACUACCUCUUUAAAUCAGGGCUGAUUUCUGGCAACUAUUCAACACAAAAAAAAUGAGAACACAUUUUUUUCCUCGAAGAUUGUGUCGCUUAAAUCUUAUCGAUCAAGAGAUCGAACAGCUGACAAAUUUUUUUCGAAUUUCUGCCAUAUAAAAUGAAGUUUUUUCAAACACAAUAUCAUUGUUUUCACUCAGCUUGUCAAUUUUCUAGCUAAAAAUGGGAAAGAAAAUGGUCAUUUCAGUCAUAAUGUUGAUUCCUACCCUUUUUAUGGUGCUGAAUGUUCCAAUGUAUAAUAUUGCCAAGAAUAAUUCAAGAGCAAAAAUGUUGCCGAUUUUCGAAAAAUGGCACAAUUGUGCGGUUCUGAAUUAUGAUUUCAAAUUGGCGCCGAAAGAUGUAAGUUUUGUAUAAAAGAUUGAAAAACUCUUCAAAAAGUAUCAUUUAGUUCUGGAACUCAGCAGAAGCGAGUUUUAAAGAAUGUGAACAGCUGAUAGGUGCUCCAAGAUCACUGAAUAUUAAGAAAUUCCAAAAUGGCGACGAGGAUAAAUUUUCAAUUUUACCGUUGAGAAACAUUGAUUAUAAAUCAGCAAAAGGAAAUUUUGUGACAAUUGGAAUUGGAAAAGACAUCACAGCCGAAUCAGCAUACAGAAAUGUGUCUCGAAUGACAAAAUUCUUUGGGGCUGAUCCAAUUUUCAUGGAUAAUUAUGAAUUGUAUUCAAAAAUCGGUCUGUAUUUUCCAUUAGCAAUUGGUGCAUCAGAUGGAUAUUCAACAGCUAGUGUUUUAUUAAAUAAUACAUAUCAGAACUUUAAUGUGUUUCAUAUUGAUUUGAUUUAUUUUUUCAAAAAUAUUCUGAAAAUUUCCACCAUUGAAAAUCUUUGGUUGGAUAAUGAAUACGCAGAGUACGAUUUGUUAGAAUAUUUUUAUAAAAAUGGACAAUUGGAUCAAAAUCAAAUUACCAUUUGCCAAUUCAAUAUUGAGGUACAUGAAUUUUUAAAUGUUUUUCUAGAAGUUCAUAAUCUACACCAUUUUUAGAUUCAUCUAGCUCAAAAUGACAAACAUUUUGUACAAUUUAAACAUUUCAUUCAAAAAAUUGUUGAAGAUCGAAAAUACGCAAUUCUGAAUCAUUUGCUAGUUGGCCAUCAUCGCAUGUAUCUUUUUAAUUAUGGAAACGAAUAUUGUGUACAGAAAUUUAUUUUUAAUAAUAGUAUAUUUGAUUUUCAGGGUCGAUAAAAUAUUACAUCCCUUAUUUUUGUAUUUUAACUGUACGAGUUUUCUAAAUACCUUUUUAUGUAAUAUCAAAAAAAUAAAACAAUUCUUUUUUUUACUGGAACUUCUGUUUUCUUGAAUACACUUCUCAUAAUUCUAAUUCUCAAAAAGUCUUCAAAACAUCUUGGACGAUACAAAUAUUAGAUUUAAUUUUAAUUUAAUUUAAUUUAAUUUUUAUUUACGCUGCGGAAAGGCAAACGUGUGAAAAUGAAAAACAUCAAGAGUAAAAACUUUGAGAUUAGGCAAGUAUUCGACAAGAAGGUGAUAAUUGGGAUUAAAAAAAAAAGAGUAAAAUGCAAAGGGCAAAAAAAAAUGAAAAUGAAGAAUCAUGCAAGCAAGUGGUAGUGAGAUGGGGAAAAAAAGAAAGAAAAAAAAAAGGGGAGAUUGAGAGUCGGGAAUAGAUGAUCUAUAUCUCAACCUUCGAAUGGUUCUGCGAUUCUGGAUUUCUUUGCUCUAACCUUUUGUUUAUGCGUGCAACUCGAUGUUUCUUGUGAUUGUUCAAACCACAAGCAAUCCAGUAAUAAAAAAUGAACAACUCAGGGAAUUACGCGCGAGGUUUCUGCGAUUUUCUGGCCAAAUAUCUCCGCGAAAUCGCGUUGAUUCCUUCUCUCCGAUUUCUCCGAGAGAUACUCUUCUCUCCGAAUUCGAGAACCUUUUCUACCGUGGCAUCUAUAACCUCUGGAUGAGUCGCCAACAUGUCCAUUUAGAUCAUCGCAGAUGAUGAUUCAAAAUGAAUUCUGUGGUAACUCAAAUAUUUUUCAAAGUCCUCGAUUGCCAAUUGUAUAUUCUGCACCAUGGUGUUUGCUGUGUACACCACAGACAAUUCGGAGAUCGACAAAAGUAUUGAACAUCUUAAAACUGGAACUAUUUUUGUCAAUAAAUUUUUUUCAAAAAAUGUAGUGAUUUUCAUAUAAAAAAUUAUUGCAUUUUCCAAAAAAAAACGUGAAGUUUUUCCUAAUCAAAACAAGAAAAAAACAAAAAUUGUAACGAUUUUAUCAUCGGUCUAUUCGCUACAUUUGGGCUUCGAAAAUAUGCUUGCGAAUUAUCAGCGUGACCUCAAAAUUUAUUUCAUUUCAUUAUGAAACUUGAAUUUUUAAAAUUGAAUGUAAUUGAAAAAUGAAAAUACCACGUUCAAGCAUCUUAGUUAGUACCGAUGUCAAAAUUGUUCUACAAAAAAUCGAGACGGAAAUAUCAGGAAACUAAUUUAAUUUUGUAAUAAAAUUUUCAACAUUAUGCUUUUUUCCAAAAAUUUUGGAGACUUCUGAAUUCUUAGACAUCUUAUAUAUCGGAAAUUGUAUCAUUUCAUGUGUUUUCUUCACAUUGCUUUUAAAUUCAAUAUUAAUACAUAUUUCUCGAUAUUUUCAAAAUAAGAAGAAUAUCAGAAGCUUAUAAAAAAUGUUAUUUCCUUCAUUGGACAGUCUAAUUUUAAUGAUUGUUGUGACCGAAUAUCGCAAAUAUAUUUCAUCAAUUUGGAGAAAAAGACGUCCUGAAAUAACAUAUACAACACACAGUAUUUCAUGGGGACGAUUCACAACUUGAAAAAAAAUUGAAUGUUUAUACUAUCUAUUGAAAUCUAAUCGGAAUGAAAAGAACAAAACACAUCAAGAUUAAGCCAAUACUAUAAAUAUCUAAAAUAUUGUAAGAAUAAUAAAGAUUCUAAAUGGCUCAAAAUAAACGACGAUUUUCAGUAUUAUUGCUAACUUCACUUAUUUUUAUAAUAGCUUGGCAAUGUUUUAAGAAAAAUCCAAAUGAAAAACAAUCUUUUUUGGGAAAUGUUAUUGAUAAUCAUGGAGGGCAAAACUCGGUUGAUUAUUUUCUUGCUGUUCAACCAUAUAAACAGUUCUUGAAUGGAAAUUCUGAUCAAAUUCACAAAGAGGAUUAUUAUGACUCGUGAGUUUCCAAAAAAAUAUUACUCGAAGAAAAUCUGAUUUGUAUAUUUUUCAGAAACAUAUGUCAGAUCCAAGACUGGAAUCAAGUUGAAACUAAUACUAUUCCAAAUGAAAUUUAUCACAAUUCAUUGAUGAAUAUGAGUGUUGCGAAGAAAAAUAUAUUGUUCAACAAAACACCGAGUCCUUUUUCAGCUUUUGCGUAUUCUGAUCAUAUUGGUGUUACUUUAACGUCUGAAAGAAACUUUUCGUAAGUUUUUUUUUUGAAAAACUGAAAUACAUUUUAAUUAUAAUUUUUCUAGUGAUGUUGUCUUCUGUCGUUACUAUGAUUGCAAAAUGAGAGAAUUGAUAGGAAAACAUUUCGUAUCAAAACAUUUUCCACAGUCCACAGUUUUUUGUGGUCGUCGGAAAGGCGCUGAAUAUAUUUCUAUUACAGAAAAAUUGGAAGAUGAAGCCGAAUUUCCUAUCAAAAUAAUAAGAAGAGAUUUUAAAAGUAGGUUUGAAUUUUAGGUCUUAAGUACGCAGUCAAUUCACCCUUAACUGAGUAUCAAAUAUGUGCAGUCAAUACUACAGUAAUCCAAUUCCAGGAAAAGAAAACCAAUAUACUUUUUUCAUGUCUAAAAACAUCACAUCCCAGAUUUUUGUUUUUCAGAACCUCCACAUUUUUUAACUGUAUGUUUGGCACCACUUUAUGGAGAUGAGCCAAAAUUUUUACAAAUAGUUGAUUUUAUUGAAUAUCAUAAACUUCAAGGUGCAACAUUUUUCCAUAUUUAUGUGAGAAAUGUUUCAAAUUAUGAUAGAAUUCUUCUCGAUGAUUAUGUUAGAACUGGGGAAGUUGAACUAAUUCAGGUUCACGAUCAUUAUUGGAGAGCUGAUUUUAUGUGGCAUAGAGUACAAAUAAAUGUGGGCUUCGAUUCAUAAAAUAGUUUCAUCUCAAAUAAGUAUAUAAUUUCAGGACUGCCACUUCCGUAGUAAAUAUUUUUCAAAAUGGACAGCAUUUAUAGACAUUGAUGAAAGAAUUGAAAUGAAAAGAUAUCCCGAACUACGAAUUGUUGAUCUUCUUGAGUUAGUUGAAGUUCUCAAGAACAAAAAUAGAAAUUCUAAUUUCAGCCAAACAACUCCAAAUGUUUCCACACUUCAUUUUUCAAUUGAUUGGAUAAUAAAAGAUCAACUUUCUCCAGAAAAAUAUAUAAAUGACAGUCAAUUGGAAGAAGAAAUGAUUUUUCGGAAAUUCACAAACUCAUCUUCAAAACCUGAUACCUAUUUGCAACCUAAAUGUAUAAUUCGACCUGAUAGAAUUGCUAUGAUGUCAAUCCAUCAUCCUCCAGCAGUUUAUGAUGAAUCAAAAAUAUCAAUUGUGAAUCAUCGAAUCGCGGCUAUUCGACAUUAUCGAAACUCGUUUCACAAACUUUUCCCAAAAUCAGUCCCAAGAAUGGUGAAAUAUGGUCCAUUUAUUCAAACUUCUAUUGCACCAUGGAUUUCUAGAGAUUUGACGCGAAAUAUUUUGAAACGGAUCAAGUAUUUAUAUGAUAUUGAGAUUCCUUCAAUUGAUGAACAAGAACAUUGUUAUGCUAGGGAAGGAAGUAAGAUGACUUUAUGUGGCUUUGAGAAAACUUAUUCAGGAAGACUGAGAAAAUAG
Caenorhabditis angaria is the source of this 7618-nucleotide messenger RNA. Lineage: Eukaryota; Metazoa; Nematoda; Chromadorea; Rhabditida; Rhabditidae. The record is from the annotation of a GenBank genome assembly.